Messenger RNA from Salvelinus fontinalis (brook trout), 2931 nucleotides. Its product is annotated as stomatin-like. The coding region runs from base 719 to 1498 and encodes 259 amino acids. NCBI's taxonomy places the organism in Eukaryota, Metazoa, Chordata, Actinopteri, Salmoniformes, Salmonidae. Gene Ontology annotation, cellular component: plasma membrane. The transcript is spliced from 6 exons. The record is from RefSeq and is a predicted model, not a curated record.
UAGAUUUUAUGUAUUUCUAUCAAAUCAAAACUGGAAUUUGUAUUCAAAACAAAGGUUGCAAAAGUGUGUUUGACAUUUAUAGAAUAUGUCACGUCCUGACCAUAGUUCUUAUGUGUUUUGCUUGUUUAGUGUUGGUCAGGACGUGAGCUGGGUGGGAAUUCUAUGUUGUGUGUCUAGUUUGUCUGUUUCUGUGUCUAGCCUAAUAUGGUUCUCAAUCAGAGACAGCUGUCAAUCGUUGUCCCUGAUUGAGAAUCAUAUAUAGGUGGCUUGUUUUGUGUUGGGAUUGUGGGUGGUUGUUUCCUGUCUCUGUGUUUGUGGUCUGCACCAAAUAGAACUGUCUCGGUUUUUCACGGUUUUUUAUUUUGUUAUUUGUUAAGUGUUCACGUUUAUUGUAAUUAAACAUGUUAAGCACUGGCUACGCUGCGUGUUGGUCCGAUCCCUGUUUCACCCCCUCUUUUAGUGAAGAGAGGGAAGGCUGCCGUGACAGAAUAACUAGUUUGAUGAUUCUGUGACAAACGGUGAAUUAGUUAUUGAUUUUUACAUUUGUAAAUGGCUUUUGCCGAAUGUCUGAAUGUCCGAAUGUAUGUAUAUAAAACCAACUUUACCUCGGUCCUAGGUGUAGCCUAGUACGCUCACGUUGACUAUCUUGCAAACUUAGCUGGUUCAUUGUUGCCCAUGGCAGGAAGUUAGGCUAGCAAGCAUUUUAGUUUAGUAGCAUAUGACAACAAAAACUAAAAGCGUACUAUAUGACAGAGCCAUAGACCGUUUUGCCAACAUGAAAGAGAGAAUGGAAUUAGCGUUCACAAUUAGCAUUGUGAAGGAGUAUGAGAGGGCCAUCAUCUUUCGGCUGGGGCGGAUCCUACGAGGAAGAGCUAAAGGGCCAGGCUUGUUCUUCAUCCUGCCGUGCACAGAUAAUUUCAUCAAUGUGGACAUGCGCACCAUCACCUUCGACAUCCCCCCACAAGAGGUUCUGACCAAGGACUCAGUGACGGUCAGUGUUGAUGGAGUGGUGUACUACCGUGUUCAGAAUGCCACCCUGGCUGUGGCCAACAUCACCAACGCUGAUGCUGCCACCCGCUUGCUGGCACAGACCACCUUGAGAAACGUCCUGGGCACCAAGAACCUGGCUGAGAUCCUGUCUGACCGCGAGGAGAUAGCCCACAGCAUGCAGACUACCCUGGACGACGCUACAGAUGACUGGGGUAUCAAGGUGGAGCGGGUGGAGAUCAAGGACGUCAAACUGCCCCAGCAGCUCCAGAGGGCCAUGGCUGCAGAGGCCGAGGCUAGCCGCGAGGCCAGGGCAAAGGUGAUAGCAGCGGAGGGGGAGUUGAACGCUUCGCGGGCUCUGAAGGAGGCCUCUCUGGUGAUCGCUGAGUCUCCAUCGGGCCUGCAGCUGCGCUACCUGCAGACCCUCAACACCAUAGCUGCCGAGAAGAACUCCACCAUCAUCUUCCCCCUGCCAAUGGACAUGAUGCAGGCCUUCAUGAAGAGAGACUGAGGGGAGCCUGUUGGGUGCUGUGUGAGUGCUGUUACACACGUACAGUACACACACACGAAACAAACAUUCCCACAUAUAUCAUAGUGUGCUGCUUUCCCUUGUGCCAAACGUUAUGUCAAUGCCAGCUGGUGCAGAGGACGCUAGCUAAAGAGCUUGGUUGAGCUUUAUGAGUCAAAGAACUUAAUGUAAAUGUUUUGUGUGUUAAGACUAUAUUCUGUAUUGUAAGUUCCCAUUGAAUGGAACAGAGAAACAGGAUUUGAACAAAAACAAGGGAAACUGAGUCGCCACUCGCCGGUACUACUGAGGUGUGGUGUUUCCCGUACUGCUAUGAGACCAGGAUGUACUAGGGACCCUGUCUGUCUGUCUGUCUGUCUCCAUGGGAAGCAACCUCUUUACUAUGGCCAUGUAAACAGCUCAAAGCCUUAAAUCAUUGCCAUGGAGUCGAUGUACUCAUCUCAUACAGUUUCUAUGCAUACCUGGAUGGAAAUUGUAAGUGCAUUUUAGUCUGUUUUAAUAGCAAUAUUUCAAGACUACACGCUCUUCAGAUGCUGUUACAGUACCUAUGCAGUAUACAUUACUUUACUGUAUAAAACAUGGUAUGUGUUAUACACUGAGUAUACCAAACAUUAGGAACACCUUCCUAAUAUUGAAUUGCACCCCAUCAAAACAGACUCAGUUCGCCAGGGCAUAGACUCUACAAGGUGUUGAAAGCGCUCCACAGGGAUGCUGGCCCAUGUUGACUCCAAUGCUUCCCACAUUUGUGUCAAGUUGACUGGAUGUCCUUUGGGUGGUGGAUCAUUCUUGAUACACACGGGAAACUGUUGAGCGUGAAAAACCUAGCAGCGUUGCAGUUGACACAAACCGGUGUGCCUGGCAACUACCACCAUACCCCGUUCAAAGGCACUUACAUUUUUUGUCUUGCCCAUUCACCCUCUGAAUGGCACACAUACACAAUCCAUGUCUCAAGGCUUAAAAAUCCUUAUUUAACCCGUCUCCUCCCCUUCAUCUACACUGAUUUGAAGUGGAUUUAACAAGUGACAUCAAUAAGGGACCGUAGCUUUCACCUGGUCAGUCUAUGUCAUGAAAAGAGCAGGUGUUCUUAAUGUUUUGUAUUGUCAUUGUAUUCUGGUGUAUAGUGUUACUGUAUGUGUGAAGGAGGACAUAGUUACAUUAUUUCAUGUUACUAAACCGCUCUGUUGUAACCUAUUUUUCUCUUAUUGAAAUUAUUUCUUAUCAUGUUUAUAUUUUCAUAUCCUUAUCAUGCAAACUUGCUGUUGAACAGUUUCUAUAAAGGUCCAUGUUAAUUAUGAUGAAUUGUAUAUGCAUUGACAUACAUUUGAAACUGAACGUUUCUCUUUCUCUUCAAAGCCAUAUUGUUAUUUUCACCAUGAUUCAGCCUUUAAAUAAAAAUGAUAUAUAUGAUGGAGACAACA